AUGGCCGGGAAUAUCGGCAUCUUCUGCCGCCCGCUUAGGCUAUGGCUGCAAGCUAAGCCUCCUGGCUGCGUCAGAGCUGAGGAGGUGGUCUCGAAGCUUAACCCGACCCAGCUGAGGGCGCCAGGCCUGAAUCUCGGAAGAGGGGCCCUCCCAAGUGGCGGGCCGGCAGCAUCUCGAGGCGCUCUGGCCUGUGAGGUCCCCAUGGCCCCCGGACCAAGGACCGACGAAACACGGAACCAGGGUGGGUCCCGGGACGGUAACGGCUCCGCCCAGGGGCUUAUCCAGGAGGAGACAAUGGACGACGGGGCUCGGCACCCUCUCCAGACUUCUCGGCACGGAAACCAGGAUGCUUCAACUGACACAGAUAUCCACCCGUGA
This is a messenger RNA of Hirsutella rhossiliensis, 378 nucleotides long. RefSeq lists its product as uncharacterized. Lineage: Eukaryota; Fungi; Ascomycota; Sordariomycetes; Hypocreales; Ophiocordycipitaceae. The transcript has 2 exons. The record is from RefSeq and is a predicted model, not a curated record. The coding region runs from base 1 to 378 and encodes 125 amino acids.